Molecule: messenger RNA, 1508 nt
Organism: Ananas comosus (pineapple)
Lineage: Eukaryota; Viridiplantae; Streptophyta; Magnoliopsida; Poales; Bromeliaceae
Product: mitotic apparatus protein p62-like
Exons: 6
Source: RefSeq, a predicted model, not a curated record
AAUCGCUCGCUCCUCCUCGCUCUUUAUCUCUACCUCUCUCUCCCCACACCCAAAAAACAAAACCCUCUCGCUCCUCUCUUCUUGCGACCAUUAAAGCCCGCGAAGGAGGACGACGACGAAGACGUCCCCAUCGCCGCCUCCCUUUCGAGGGUCGUAAAGGAGGAGGGGUCCAAAGUAGAAGGAAACGACGACGACGACGACGACGACGAUGACGACCAUGUUCCCCUUGCUCAAAACAGAGCCAACAAGAAGAAACCCAUAAACCCUAAUAAGGGGAACAUCAUGAAGAAGGGGGAGGCGAAGAACAAUGCGAAACCUUCUAAAGCUAAGAACGAAGAAGAAGAUGGUGAUGGUGAUGAUUUUGAGGAAAUUAUGAAUAAAAAAGGGGUGGUGAAGAGCAAUGCAAAACCCUCUAGAGUUAAGAAAGAAGAGCCCAAAGAUUCUGAAGAAGAUGAUGAGGAUGAUUUCAAGGUCGCGAAAAAGAAGGUGAAGAAGAGAAAGAAGGAAGAGGCGAAGAAGGUGGUGGCGGGGAAGAAAGGGAAGAAGAAAGGAUCAGUCGCAAAUGGGAAGAAGGAGAAGGAGAAGAAGGAGAGGAAGGUGUUUGAUUUGCCUGGGCAGAAGCAUGAUCCUCCAGAAGAAAGAGAUCCAUUAAGGAUUUUCUAUGAGUCACUCUAUCAGCAGUUGCCCAACAGUGAGAUGGCCACAAUUUGGAUGAUGGAGUGGGGAUUGCUUCCUGUAGAUGAAGCUAAGAAGGUCUAUGCGAACAAGCUAAAGAACCGGCAAAUGAAGCCAGGUUCGCCUGUUAAAGUAGUUUCUGUGAAGAAAACAGCUACCAGCUCAGUCAAAAAAGUCAAGGUAACAAACUCGAAAGACUCUGCGAAGUCAUUGAAGAAACGCAAGGCCGACAGCUCCGACGAUGAUUUCAAUUCGUCAAAAAAGAAUGCCAAGAAGCAAAAGGUGUCUAGUUAGUUACAUUUUAGUUUAGUUUUUUUUUUUUUUUUUUUUUUUUUUUUUUUUUUUCAGGUAAAGAUGUCUAGACCUUAUCUGAACUAUGCCGUAUUUUGAAUCAGGUCACCUGAAAUUUAGUAAUUUUGAUUUUACUACCAAAUUGCUAAUAUAUUUGAUUUAUUAUGCUCUAAUCAGAGUUUCACAAUUUGAUGAAAUAUUCUAGAAGUUACUGCAAAAGAAAGCUUUGAAAUUCUUAAAAGGAUUUUACAAAAUUUUCUGAGAAUUUUUCAAAAAUCAAAAGGGAUGUAAGGUAGUAAAAUCAAUUUUCUUUUUAAAGUUUAGCUACCCAUCAUGUCGUAAUGAACUAUAGUUCAAGUAAGAUUUACACAUUUUUUCCUUUUUUUACCUAUAUUUGUAGAACACGAGUCUUUCGUACUGUAGGAUGAGCUAAGACACCUCUGUUUAGUACAAUCUCAAGUGCAUUUGUACUGAUUAAGCACCUGCCGGGAAUUAGAAGGCGUGGAAUUAAAAGUGCUUUAAGAUGAGGAAUUUACGUGGAA